Messenger RNA from Acanthisitta chloris (rifleman), 1245 nucleotides. It is a transcript of the gene TNFRSF1A, whose product is annotated as tumor necrosis factor receptor superfamily, member 1A. The annotation marks the transcript as partial. Lineage: Eukaryota; Metazoa; Chordata; Aves; Passeriformes; Acanthisittidae. Gene Ontology annotation, cellular component: membrane raft; signaling receptor complex; mitochondrion. Gene Ontology annotation, biological process: inflammatory response; signal transduction. Gene Ontology annotation, molecular function: tumor necrosis factor receptor activity; tumor necrosis factor binding. The transcript has 9 exons. The record is from RefSeq and is a predicted model, not a curated record.
GUUAUCCUAACAUUUCUCUGCUUGUUGACGAAGACAUCUGUAGAAAUUACUCCAGUGCCAUAUACACUGCAAGUCCAUCAGGUAGCUUUGUAUGGAAGAGACACCUCUAACCCCUUGAGGAGAGAAAAGAAGCAGGUGCAGUGUCAACUGGGAGAAUACCUACAUCCUAGAAAGACCCACUGCUGCAUGAGGUGUCAUGCAGGUACCUACAAGGCAAAAGACUGUGAUGGGCCAGAGCAGGCACCUGUCUGUCUUCCGUGUGCUAAAGGCACAUUCACAGCUGUUGAUAACACCAUGUCUCAAUGCUUUCCGUGUACACGUUGCCGUACAGAUUUCCAGCAGAUAGUAGAGGCCCCCUGCACCCCAAAGAAAGAUACUGUAUGUGGCUGUCAGAAGAAUCAGUAUCAGUAUGGUUCGUUUGAUUUCUUCCAGUGUAGGAACUGCAGCUCAUGUGCCAAUGGGAUUAUUGCCAACUGUUCAAAGAACAGAGAUACAAUUUGCAAGUGUAAGCCUCAGUUCUUCCUGACAAGGAGUAAGAUUUGCAAGCCUUGCAACAGCUGCAUUGGAGAGGAAUGCUUGCAGUGUCAUAGCCCACUGACUACCUCACCAGCUUCAUCCGAGUUGAAUGGGACCCUUGUCCUUGGCAUCCUUGUUGCAAUAUUUGGAGGUAUCUCUCUCUUCUACAUUGUAAAUAAAGUAAGGAAGCUGGUCCAGGAAAAUGGGGAAGUGUCAUCAUUCUACUCCUGUGUUUCUUUGCCACGGACAACCAAGGAGCCAGUAUCAGAGGUUGAGGCAAAAAGAAAUGAAAUUUCCAUCCUUCUUCCUGAGUCCAAGAAGGAAACAGAAUCGCCAGUGAAUGCAACAUCAUUUGCACCUUUGCCGCAAAGUUCGCAUGAGUUACCAGACUGUGUCAGACCUGCCAGGAAGGCACAGCUCCCAGACAACUCUGCUAUACUUUACACUGUGGUGGAUCAUGUCCCACCAUCUCGGUGGAAAGAGUUCGUGAGGCGUCUGGGUCUGAGUGACUGCGAUCUAGAGCGAAUUGAACUGGACCAUCGGCGUUUACGAGAUGCCCAGUAUGAAAUGCUUAGACUGUGGAAACUGCAGAUGGGCCAUGCUGCAACUGUAGAGCACAUCAGCUGUGUUCUCAACCAGAUGGAGCUCAGUGGCUGCAGUGAUGCUAUUCAAGAGGCUUUGCUAAACCAGAACUCUCAUCAACCUUGCAGCCUUCACAACCAUCUUUAA